UCAGAAAACAACAAACGCGAAGCACAUCAAGUCCGCAAAAAAUGGAAGAUUCCUCUCGGUUCCUCGCCAACCAAACCGAGUUAAACUCGACGCAGCAGGAUGAACUCCAGCAAGAGUACCGUAAAUAUUACAAAACAUCGCUGAUAGUCGCUUUGCUCAAACAGACGGAUGCUCCCAUUUCGGUGGAACACAGAGCGUUACUCGGAAUGUACAAGCACGAAACAGACGUUCCAUUCGGUUUGGACCAUAUUCGUACCAUAAAUCUGGACUACAACGAGCGGCAAUCGAUUGGCAAGUAUGUUGAAGCGAAAAUUAUCGAACAGGUACGACCCUUCGUGGACAAGGCAAAACGGUUCACCGACAACAGAUUGGAUGAUCUGGCCAUUGCGCCCUUUGGCGAGCAAAACGAAAUCCUCCAGUUCGACAUAGAACGGCAGCAGUUGUCCGCCAAAUUAGCGAAACUCAAAACGCAAAAGCUACAGCUGAUGAAAGCCUGUGCCGACAUUCGCACAGGGCCGUAUCAGCGAAAUAAUGUUGAAUUGAAGCACGCUGAAACCAGGCUGUUGCAGGCGAAGGCGGAGUUGGUGUUCAAGCUGACAAAGAACGAAAUACUCAACUGUACUCCACACGCUAUGAAAGCCAUCAAGGAGGUGGCAGCGAAUGUUAGCACACUGUUGGGCAACGAUCAUUAAAAUGAGUGUAGGUUUUUUUUUAUUACAAUAAAAUAAUUUUUCAAUAGUUACAUUCCCACGCA
This is a messenger RNA of Anopheles aquasalis, 754 nucleotides long. RefSeq names its product dim gamma-tubulin 2 (gene dgt2). Lineage: Eukaryota; Metazoa; Arthropoda; Insecta; Diptera; Culicidae. The record is from RefSeq and is a predicted model, not a curated record.